Molecule: messenger RNA, 1224 nt
Organism: Triticum dicoccoides
Lineage: Eukaryota; Viridiplantae; Streptophyta; Magnoliopsida; Poales; Poaceae
Product: WAT1-related protein At5g47470-like
Exons: 7
Coding region: 1-1041 (346 amino acids)
Cellular component (GO): membrane
Molecular function (GO): transmembrane transporter activity
Source: RefSeq, a predicted model, not a curated record
AUGGCCGCCACCGUGGCCGCGCGGUGGUGGGAGGACGCGGCGAUCUCGGUGGGGAUGGUUGCCGUGCAGCUUGCCGGCGCAGCAUACAUGGUGGUGCUGACGCCGAUCCUGGCGCUGGGCCUGGACCCGCUCUUCCUGGUGACGUUCGGCAGCCUCUCCACGGGGAUCCUCACCCUCCCUUUCGCCCUCAACCUCGACAGGAACAAAUGGCCGUCGGAGCUGAGUAAUAGGUUGAUCCUUGAGUUGGUGGUGCUGUCUCUGGGAGGGGUGACUGUGUUCCAAGCCCUCAUGCUGGAUGGCAUGAAGAAGACAUCCCCCGCCAUCGCCUCCGCGAUGCUGAACCUGGCCCCGGGAUUCAUCUUCGUUGUCGCGGGCUGCCUCCGGUUUGAGAGGGUUGAUCUCAAGUGCCGGUACACAAGAGCCAAGAUAGUGGGGACCCUUCUAUGCCUGGGGGGAGCCAUCACCAUGAGCAUCCUGCAGAGCCCUGCCACUCCACAGGGCCGAAGAUCGCCAGACCUAGCAGCCUGGGUCGUCGGGUGCCUGUGCCUCCUGGGUGCGGUGCUCGUGCUGUCGGGCACAAUAAUCCUGCAGGCAGCAACCCUGAUCCGUUUCCCGGCCCCUUUUACCCUCUGCGCCAUGACCUCACUCAUCGGCGCCUUGCUGACAGGGAUGUUCCAGGUGUUUACCACAGGGAGGCUCGGCCCUGGGACGCUCCAGAUCAGCACCGGAAUAAUCCUCUCCCUUGUGUUUGUGGGUAGUCUGGUGAGCUCCGUGUCUAUCAUGUACCAGACGUGGGUGCUGGAGAAGAAGGGGCCUGUGCUCGUCUCACUGUUUAGCCCCACGCAGACCAUGGGUUCCGCAAUCUUCUCCGCCCUCUUCUUGGGACGGGUGGUGCAACCAGCAAGCAUACUAGGGAUGCUAUUUCUUUUCUCCGGCCUUUAUGCAGUUCUGUGGGCAAAGAAGAAAGAAGGCCAUGUUCUUCCUCCUGCAGACAGGGUCGUGGCAGACGAUAUAGAGAAACCACUCUUGCUUCCACGCUAGCUUUUGUUUUAAUAUCUAGACAGGCAGGGUUCAUACAGCAAAAAUCAAAGAUUGUAUACUUCUCUUUGUUUGAUUUUUGUAAACAAGUACUGUACUGUGCUAUGUUCAUACUGACAAGAUACUUAGAUCAGUAGCAUCAGAUUGUAUGAUAGAGGUAAGAUGAAAUGAAGAAUACCAAGCACA